Messenger RNA from Penaeus vannamei (Pacific white shrimp), 5939 nucleotides. NCBI's taxonomy places the organism in Eukaryota, Metazoa, Arthropoda, Malacostraca, Decapoda, Penaeidae. The record is from RefSeq and is a predicted model, not a curated record.
CCGUGGAGGUGAUGGCGAGCGCGGGCUGAGGGGGGGACGCUCCUAAAUGGCGCAGGUAGUUCGAGGGCGCGUCCGCCUGCCUCCUCCUCCUCCGCCACCCCGCCCGCGCGAUGGACGGUCGCCAUGCUCACGCUCACGCCACGGCAGGACCAAAACCACUCGUCUUCGCCAAGAUGGAGGCGCUGGUGAGAGAGAUGCAGGACCCGGAGACAGGGGUGCCCAUUCGAAGCCAGAAAUGGUUUCUCACCUCCAUCCCGUCUUCUUUCAUGGGAUACGAUCUCAUCGAGUGGUUGAUGGAGCGCCUGGAGAUCGAAGACUCAGCCGAGGCCAUCCACCUGGCCAAGGCCAUGUGUCAGUACGGGUACUUCUUCCCGGUCGGCGAGUCCCGUUCCCUCAUCGUCAAGGAUGACUCCUCGCUCUACAGGUUCCAGACACCGUACUACUGGCCCUCACAAAACCACAGCGCCGACUCCACCGACUAUGCCAUCUACCUUACCAAACGGCUGUCUAGGAACAAGCAGAAACACGGUCUCGAGGAUUACGAGCUGGAGGCCUACAACAAACUCAAGAAGACACUCUCUCACAAGUGGGAUUUUAUCACCAUGCAGGCGGACGAGCAGGUUAAACUGGCCAAGGAUCGCAAGAAGGGCGACAAGAUAGUGACGGAUUCCCAGGAGCGAGCUUACUGGCGUGUGUACCGACCUCCACCUGGCUUCACGAACUGCCUCGAGAUCGCCCCCGUCCCGGACAAGACGAACAUGGCCAACCGAGUCCGCAAGAAAACCGUCGACGAUCUAAAGAAAGAUAAUGAGUUCCUUGCAACGGCGGUCGGUCGCACGCGGCAGAAGGUGUCACAGGCGGGCGAGAACCUCCUGACGCACUUCGACACGUAUGCUGAGUACGACCCGCAGCUGUCCUGCCCUUUGCCCUCCAACCCGUGGGUCACUGAGGAGAACGUGUACUGGAUACUAAACAGCCCCAAAGUGGAUACCCUGACUGAGAAACGAGUGCGAAGAUGGGCUAUAUCUAUGGAGGAAUUGCUCAGUGAUCCCACAGGCAAAGAGGAAUUCACAAAUUACUUGCGGAAGGAAUACUGCCAUGAGAACAUCCGCUUCUGGGACGCUGUCAACGAGUUAAGAUGGGGUCCUGCUUCUGAUGUGGCUGAGAAGGUCCAAAGUAUAUACGAGGAGUUCCUGAAACCCGGGGCGCCGUGCGAGAUCAACAUUGACGGGAAGACCAUGGAGAAGACGCAGUUGCUGAUGAAGCAGCCGACUCGUUACACCUAUGACUUGGCUUCAGAGCAUGUCUACGUUCUUCUCUUAAAGAAGGAUUGUUACCCGAGGUUCCUCAGGUCCGAAAUGUACAAGAAUCUGAUCGCAACGGCCAUCCCUUUGCCGCCACACAAGAAAAGGUUCCCCUUCAACUUCGGGCCGGGCAAGAAGAAAGCCUCGACGGCCUCGGCGCCCAACAACAUCUCCCUGUCCCAGACGCCGCAGCCCCUGAAGCGCCACGGGUCCGACGAGCAGACGGCGGCGCUGGGAGGGGCGGCUCCGCACGGCAGCAGCAGUUCAGUGGGGGACGAAGGAGGAUUAGGCAUCCACAUAGGAGGCCCUUCAACCACCAGCAACAAGCUUGACUGUGAUCCUCCAUAUAGGGGCGAUCUUCCCAGUGCAAGAUAUGUAGGCCAUUGCAAUACAGUGGGGUUAAGCUAUGCUUCGGAGAAACAUAGCCUGGUUCCCGUGGAUGUAUCACAGAGUAACACAGUCUGCCCCUGGGAAAGUAACACAGAAACAUCCACCGCCAAUGUCUGCCCCUGGGAGACGAGUGCGCCUCCAACGACUAUGCAGAGUCAACAGUCACUCAAAUGCUCCGACCAAAAGCUGAGCCACCCCAAAGCACGGCCAGAUAGAUCCAAAUCAGUCGACGUGAGUUCUCUCAGCAAGAGGCACGGGUCCGUCUCCGUGGCUCCGAGUCUGGUGCCAGUGCUGACCGAGGACAGCCACCACCUCCAUCUGUCCUUGGAGAACCAGAGCUGCCCAAUCGCUACAACGGAGAAGUCGAAGUCCAUCUCCAUUGAUGUGGAUGUUUGUCCUUGGGAAGUAAACGAGCCAGUUAAAAAGGCCUCGACCAGCUCCGCUCCCGGGAUGGUCACAGGUGAUUCAUCCAAUUUGCAAUCUUCAGGUGCGCUGCAGGCACAACCAGAGCAUGCAGAAAGGCCUUCAAAAUCAUCGCCAGGGUCAGGAAGCAGUAUAUCCUUUAGAGAAAGAGGAAGCAAGGAAUCAUCCCGACCUCCGAAUGAAAGAAAAAUUUCUAUACAAGUUUGUCCUUGGGAAAAGGUGGAAGAGGAGAUAGGAGGAGCAGAGACUCACAGUUCAUGUAUAGUUAGUGAUAAGCCACUGGGAAGAAGACCAAGUGACACCGUUGAAAAUAGGUUAGAGCAAGCCACGAAACCCAAAGAAAAGUAUGCUAGUACGGUUUCCGAAAGCCAAGUCACCCCUGAGUCUUUGGGAAUGCAGAUGGCCUUGGAGCCCCGGCAAGGGGCAGGCAGUGAAGGAACAUCUUCACCAUCAUCCACAUGUUCAUCAUCAAGCCAUAGCGACUCACGUCGUAUCAAGAUUGACUACACAGUCAGAUCAGGUCACCUUCCAGGCCAGUAUGGUCUACCAAUCAUCACUACGCCCAUGGGCAACGUCAUACCAUCAACUCAGCAGACUGUGCACGGACACGUGGGCGCCACCCUGAGCAGCGGGAACACAAGCACAAGCAGCAGCAGCAGUGCUGGCGGCGCUCCCCAGAGCACUGCGCGAGCAGAGUCUCCAAGAGCAGCCGGAACGCUUCCUUGCCCAGCCGAAGGAGGCAGCAAGCCGAACUCCCCGAAGGUGGCGACCAACGUGGUGGCGCCGUGGGAGGGAAACCCGCAGAAGAUGGCCGACAUCUGCCCCUGGGAAGAUGAGGAAAGCUGCAAGGUUGAUACACCCUUUGUGAAGACCUACGCAACACUGGGUUACUUGUAGCAGAGGUUACACACACUAGCCAAAGCAGGUCCGAGCUUAGUAGCAGCUGAAACCAAGCUGUGAUUGCGGUUUAGUCAUUCUGUACUGAGCCAGGCUGGUACUGGAAGAGAAAAAGACGGUGGGCAUGGAAAGGAGCUGAAGAUUUGUUAGUAGUUACCCUUCAAGUUUGGAAGAGACAGGAAAGGUAUCGACAGGUCUGGAUGCAGAGAAUGAACAGGAAGAGCACAAACCGUGAGCUUGAAUGAGAAGCAAGGAAUAGCGUCUAGUCAGUAGCACGUCUCCCUGAGGCUGAGUGCCCACAGCUGAGCCCUAGAAAUGCACCGCCAGUGAGGCGUGCCCGAGGCGUAGACGACAGGCGAAACUGAAGGACUGUUAAAGAUUUGAGGGCCGUGCAGCCCUAAUGUUGAUGGCGCCAAGGAAGAGGAUUACGACGCAACCAUGUUCCUCGCGUGGGGUCUGCACAGCAAGGCGUCUCUGACUCUCUUAUCUCCAACAGCAUGCAGAAUUAUCCUCGAAACAGUGUUGAGAAUUGAAUAACCAUUACCAAAACAAUUAUAAAGUCAUUAUUAUGACCAGCAUGGUUGGACUGAACCUCUCAGAGCCGGCUUGCUAAAUUGAGAGGAUGGGUCAGACCUCCGCGAACAUGACCAUCUGAACUGGUAUGCCUUAUGUCUUCUUCCUUGGCUGAAGCUUCGAGUUCUAGAAUGGAUCGGGCUGGCUUGUCGAAGGGAAAUGGGUGAUAUCACUUGUCUGUUGGUUCUGCAAGAAGAAACGAAAGUCGAGGAGUGUGAAGGUGAAUCAUACCUCGGAGUGGAAGGGCAAUUAUUCUAACAGGUCCUGAUGCUUCUUAACAUUCCUUUGGGUCGAUUAAGAACUUUUGAGCUGUUGAGACCUGUCUUGGCACAAUACAGCACUGAUGCCACAAUCACAUGCUUGUUACCUAGGUGCAAAUUAAUUGUGUAAUAUGUGUUACAUGAAGAUGAUUGACUUUUAAGAUCCUGAGACUAGAAGAGGUCAUUGUCCAGAAUUUUGUGCACUGAAAAGUUACAUUUACUUAGUGGAAACUAUUGUAAGCUCUAAGUGGGAAGUUAUGGCAUAUACUGUUGUGAAUUGAAGACAAGUCCUUGGUAAAUAAUUCAUUAUUACAAUAUAGGAAAUUCAACAUGGAUUAGUAUAGAAUUCUUCAGUAUUAGAUCGAAGUGGCACAAAAGUAAAUCUAGACAAAAAAUCAACAAUUUAAUGUAAUUUAGAUCACCUUUGUAGACUGGUAAAACAUCAAUAGAGAAGCAUAGACUAUUCUUGUUCAUUCCAGUUGUUUUCGAACUAGGGAUGUGACUGAGUCGUAGGCGGCUGAUCGCUAGGUGUGAGUGUGUAUAUAAUUGUUUCAUGUUGUCUUGAGUGGUAUAAUCGUCUGUGCACAGCGCUUCUUCACGUACGGGUGAGGGCAUAUCUGGGCGAGAGGGCAUGCCUUCAGCUGAGAUCCUAUUACUACUUUUUUCUUUGAGCUGGGUAACUUUAUCCAAUGUAUAAUUUCCUAAAAGCUGAACAAGAGAAACAUUACGAUAUUGUGCAAUCAGCUGAAAAGUUAUCCGUGAGAACGAAGAUGACAGUUACGAAAUAACGAGGUUACACCAUCAGCCACCAGCUGAAGGCAGAGCCACUAAGUGUUACCAACAAACUAACAAUGGUACAACGAUACCAAAAAUACCUUAAAUGAAUACCUGUUUACCUUGAUAUUUUCAUAAGAUAUGAUUGUUUGUCUAAUUCUAUCUGUUAUUCAGUUGAAAUAUUAGGCAAAAAUAACAUGUUAAAUUAAACUAGAAAAUGUUAUAGAACCAAAAACAUAUAUUUUGUAAAUUAGUAUUAACCAGCCCAACUUGGCGCUGACGUACGUUUUUCAAUAGAAGCUUUUCUUAUGUAAAAGGUCAGCUUCUCAGAAAGAAAAGGAAUCAUAAUGCAGAUGCGGUUAAUCGGCUGACUAUAUGUAAAUUUACAUAUUAAGGGAUAUUUUACACACCUAGGAUCAUUUACGUUGAUUCUGGUGUACUUGUUAAUAAGCUCUGUCUUAGUCGGAUGCCACAAUUCUAAGAAAAUAAGAAUAGGUAUUGAAGUGUAAGAGGAGUGUUACUAUUGGUAUAUCAUUUUCACAAAGCAUUAUGUAGAUUCAUAUGUUAAGAUCACUUGACCUUCACCCGUUUGUGCGCGGCCAUAGAAGCCAUUCUCGGUGGACCAAGACAUGCAUCAUAUGCCAGUUGUACAUGUUCAUGGAAGAUUGGCGAUUUCAGGAAGACACCAGAGUUUCCAUAUCAGACAGAUCCUGGACAAAAUUCGAAGUUUUACUCCUUUCGUAUAAGUUCAAAGUAAGAGCAUGUUUCGCUGACCUAAUUUGUACGAUAGAGUAGCGUUCUUGUUUUUCAGCUGAACGAGGGGGCCCAACACCUCCUGGGAUCGUCAAGCCUUCAAUGCGCUUCUUACUUCAUUUGCUAUUGUUGCCACCAUACGUGAAGCUAUUUUGAAAUAUAAAUAUGUUUGUAACAAAUACUUGCAACUUUUGUAUUGUUUAAUUGGCAUGAUAUAAGUUUUAAACUUAAGCCUACCAGAGUUGUUGAAAGAAAAUUUAUAUUAAACUUCCUCAUAGAUUUGUGCCAAGGCAAUCGAUUAUCGUUUUGUAGCUUAAAUUGUAUAUUUAUACCAAUAAUAUUAUCUCUUUCACUUUUAUGAAAUCACCUUAACUACAGUUCUUUCUAGCAUAGUAUCAUGAUCUUUGUGUUUAUGUGUGAUGUCAGACAGGGCUAAAUCACAUUUCUUGUUUUUCACUGCACAGGACAAUAGUUCCAUGUCCCACUAGAUUAAUGCAGUGAUUGCUUAUUUUGCUUUAUAUUGUGCAUCAAGUUUCACUUAUAAAUAAAAUAUAAGUUACUCAUA